Capronia coronata CBS 617.96 is the source of this 600-nucleotide messenger RNA. RefSeq lists its product as uncharacterized. Gene Ontology annotation, molecular function: structural constituent of cell wall. The transcript has 2 exons. The record is from RefSeq and is a predicted model, not a curated record. Gene Ontology annotation, cellular component: fungal-type cell wall. NCBI's taxonomy places the organism in Eukaryota, Fungi, Ascomycota, Eurotiomycetes, Chaetothyriales, Herpotrichiellaceae. The coding region runs from base 1 to 600 and encodes 199 amino acids. Gene Ontology annotation, biological process: fungal-type cell wall organization.
AUGAAGGCCGUCGCAUCUUUCGCUGCCGCUGCAGCCAUCGUCUCCGGAGCCGCCGCUGUGCCCGCUUCCAGCCAAUGGGCCGACUGGGGUGUCAACGCGACCACCACCACUGCUGCUGCUUCUUCAAGCGCCUGGGCCGUCCCGGAUAGCUACACCACCACUGUUGUGACCGCCAUCACCACCUACUGCCCCGAGGCCACCCAGAUCACCCACGCUGGCAAGACCUGGACCGUCACUGGUGCCACCACCCUGACCAUCACCGACUGCCCUUGCACCGUCUCCGUCCCAGUCUGGACCAAGACCUCAACCUCGUGCAGCGAGACCCUCACCACUGAGACACCCGUUGCCGAGGUCUCCUCCGUCUGGGUCUCCUCUGCCUCCUCCUGGGUUGAAUGGGCCUCCACCUCCGUCGCCGUCCCGGCUGUUGAGACUUCCAUCGUGGGCACCCCGGUCGUUGCCACCUCCAGCGCCGCCUGGGCCUACCCACCAUCUUCCACCGGCCCUGCUGUUGCCGUCUACACUGGUGCUGCCAACGCCCUCGUUGCCAACGUUGGCGCUGGUCUUGCUGGUGUCGGUGCCGUUGCCGCUCUCCUCCUGUAA